Molecule: messenger RNA, 1056 nt
Organism: Pomacea canaliculata
Lineage: Eukaryota; Metazoa; Mollusca; Gastropoda; Architaenioglossa; Ampullariidae
Exons: 3
Coding region: 1-1056 (351 amino acids)
Source: RefSeq, a predicted model, not a curated record
AUGGUUAUUGAUUCUUGCGCAGCGGUUGGAGAACAUGCUAGUGACGUUCGUGGCGAUGUCCCUUCUACGGCAGACAUCGACUCUUCGCUGGCGGGACCCUGGGAGUACUUCCAGUGCGGCUGGAACGUGGACGAUAUCCUCCGCCCCACGCGCACCAGGGUGGUGCUGGAGUGCACCGAUGAGGCGUCUGUCCGCAUCGUCUACGAGCGCAUCGCCAGGAACGUCACACCGGCCGUGACGUCACUCUUUGCACACGACCCUUGCCUGGCGCAGGCGGCACGCUCUGCAUUGUGCAAUGACGCUGGGAAGCGCGUCCCGCGCCUGCUGCACUACGUCAUCUUCUCGCAGCACGUGCUGGCAAUGCACACCUUCCUUAGCGUCUUGAGUGCUGUGCGCCACCUGGCGCCCUGCCUGGUGCUGCUGCACGGGGAUGCUCUGCCGGAGGGACCGUAUUGGGAGGCGCUACUUCAGCUGGUACCCAACAUCCUGUACGUCAGGAGAGAGAGGCCCCGCCUCAUCUUCGACCGCAUCAUCAACCAAAUGGAGCACAGCACGGACGUAGCCAGGCUGCAGGUUCUACUGGAAUACGGCGGGAUGUACCUGGACACUGACCAGUUAGUCCUGAAACCACCGGAGCCCCUUUGCCACCACGUGACUGUCAUCGGGUCAGAGGUCGCUAACCGUUCGUGCGGCAACGCCUUCAUCCUCAGCGCGCCGGCCGCGGAGUUCCUGGCUCUCUGGCUCGACAGCUAUACCAGCUUCAACGACAGCAACUGGAACUAUCACUCGACGGUAGUGCCACACCUACUGGCUUCAUCCCGACCCGACCUCGUGCACGUCGUCGAUUCCUUCUUCCGGCCCAACGGCUACGACAUCGAGGCGCUGUACCUGGGAGCCCCUUACGACUGGCAGGAGCUGUACGGAAUACACUUGUACGCACGACGAUUCCGCUCGUUUCUCGAUACCAAACCUGGUGGGCCUCGACCAGAGCAGAAGCGCGGGCUAUGGAACAUUGUCCAUAUAUUUUUGUUUGGUUCCAGUCAAGCUUGCUGGUGA